AGGCCCGCGCAUGCGCACAGCUUCCCUGCCGAUGGAGCCGGUGCCCAGCGCUCCUAAGCUCAGCGCUCUCUGGUGACCUAAGGGACUCAACAGUCGGCGAUGUCCGAGCUGCCGGGAGAGAGCAGGGUCCCCAACCUGAGCCCCAUGAAUGGCAUCGGCGACGUCCUGCAGGGGGGAGUGGGCGGAGGCAGUUGGAUCCCCGAGGCCCAGGAAGGCCCGCUGGCCGGAGCCGCCCGGCCCGUGGUGCGAGCCCCGGGCCCGUUCCCCAGGCGACUCCCGGGCAUGGCGGGCCUGAUGGCCAUGCCGCACGUCCACCCGCCGCUCCGCCUUCUAGAGCUGCACGAGCAGCGGAUGUUCCAACACUACCUGCACACCAACCCCCUGAUCCCCACCAGGCUGCUCCGCGACAUCGAGGAGCGCCGCCGGCUGUUCGUGGAGGGCUGCAAGGCCAGGGAGGCGGCCUUCGACGCCAACCCCCCGCAGAUGGACUCGGACGCCCGCGCCUUCACGCUGGCGCUCACCGCCUCCGACGCCAGCGGCCCCACCGCCGACUGAGUGGUGGCCGCCGCCAGUAACCCCAGCCCUCAGGAGGGAGGAGGCUGGAGGAUCGGAAUUCAAGGUCAUCCUCGGCUAUGUAGCGAGUUGGAGGCCAGCCAGGGCAACAAGAGACUCUGUCUUUAAAAAAUAAAAAUAAAGAUUGGUGGCCAGGAAGUCAGGUGACUCUUAGGAUCAAAGGCAAAGGCAGAAGUCUGGGCAGAUGUCAUGAGGUGGGAAAUCCAAGCAGAGUACAGCCAUGGGCAGGGUGGAAUGAAGCAGGACCAGAAUGAGGUCGACACUCAGGCUUGAAGCUGGCUGGCAAAGAGGACCCUUCUGAUCUUUUUUCCCUCCCGGCAUUUGUGGAAAUUCAAGGUUGCUUCACCACUGUAAAGGACGAUGGUUUUGCAAAGAUGAAGUCUGAGAAUUACCAAUGGGGAAAAAAUAGAAAUCGACCGAGAUACAGGGAGAAACCGGGGAGACUGGUCCUUAGAUACAGUUGGUCCUGGGUUUUCCUGGCGUCAGAAGGCUGUUGAGACAACUUGGACAUUUCAGAACUGAGGGGCUAUCUCAUUGUCAGCUGAGAAGCUCAAUGUGCCGUUAAUUCUUGUGUUGGAUGUUCUGUAGACAAGCUGUAAAUAUUCAGAUAGGGAAAAUAUGUAUGUGUUUGUGAGAUGAGUAUUUCCCAAGACCAUGUGUAAUUGUAUCCAUAUCGUAAUAGAUUUAAUAUUUAAAUGAUAGGUGAGGUGUACAGUCACAAGACUCAAAAGCAGCAAAAGAUGCUAUGGGAAGUUAAACUUUUCUCUUUGCCAAACUGAAAACUGUCUGAGCAAGCUUCCAUAGCGAUUUGGGUUGGGGUGGGGAGGCUGAUUGUUUUCUGUAGGGUUUUCAAAACCGGUUUUUUGUUUGUUUGUUUUUGUUUUGUUUUGUUUUUAAAGCUGAGGAUCGAACCCAGGGCCUUGCGCUUGCUAGGUAAGCGCUCUACCACUGAGCUAAAUCCCCAACCUCAAAACCGUUUUCUAAUGCCUAUGAGUCGAGCCCAGUCUAGUUCUCCCCCAAUCCUGGGUGCUAACAAUGGAACCCAGAGCCUUACACAUGCUACCCCUGCUCUACAGCGACGUUCCCAGUCCUUUUGAAUCAAGAUAGGGCUGGCGACGUGGCUCAGUGGUUAGAGGUGUUUGCUGCUGAGCCUUAUUACUGAAUUUGAUCCCGGGACCCGCGUGGUGGAAGGAGAACCCACUCCUGUUUCUUCUGACUACCAUUCAUGUGCACACACAUGCAAUGUUAAAAAAAAAUCUUGAUAGUAGGUACCUGUAUCAACAUCUUGGGUUUUUAUAUUUUCAAUAAUAUUGGAAGUAAUUCUCUAUUUUUUUUUUAUGACUACUAUUUAAGGCUGUACCAACAUGUGUAAUGAACUAGUUGUCUUCUGGA
This is a messenger RNA of Peromyscus maniculatus bairdii (prairie deer mouse), 1965 nucleotides long. It is a transcript of the gene Eid2b, whose product is annotated as EP300 interacting inhibitor of differentiation 2B. The record is from RefSeq and is a predicted model, not a curated record. Gene Ontology annotation, molecular function: transcription corepressor activity. Gene Ontology annotation, cellular component: nucleoplasm. Gene Ontology annotation, biological process: negative regulation of DNA-templated transcription. NCBI's taxonomy places the organism in Eukaryota, Metazoa, Chordata, Mammalia, Rodentia, Cricetidae.